AUGGUGACAAAAUUCUACCAGCAUGUCUUGGCUUUGGCAUUUGCAGUAAGUGAGAUCAACAGGAAUCCCAAGAUCUUGCCCAAUGUUACACUCGGGUUCCACAUCUAUGACAGCUACUAUGAUGUGAAGAUGACCUAUCGUACUACUCUGGACAUGCUGUUCAAAUUACAUAGAUUUGUCCCUAAUUAUAGGUGUGAUAUCCAGGAAAGCCCAACAGCCGUUGUUGGGGGACUUGGCUAUGAUAUCUCCUACCACAUGGCUGACAUCUUAAGUCUCUACAAAAUCCCUCAGCUUACAUAUGGCUCAUACAGGCCAGAGAGAAGUGAUACAACACAACCCCCUUCCUUUUACCGUUUGGCACCAAAUGAAGCGCAUCAGUCCAUGGGGCUCAUCCGGUUACUUCAGUAUUUCAACUGGAUAUGGGUCGGGCUUUUUGCAGUGGAUGAUGACAGUGGAGAACAUUUCAUGCAGGCUCUACAAGAGUUGCUUUUGCAGAAUAAAAUUUGUUUGGCCUUCGCAGAAAGAAUCCCAAACCACGGUAACUGGAAUAUUUUGGGUGACCUUGCAGAUUUAAUCUCAAAGAUUUAUUUACCUUUCAUAGACAGCAAAGCCAAUACCUUUAUCAUGUAUGGAGAAACUAGGACCGUUGUGAAGCUGAUUAUUUCACUGUUUCUAGGAGAUUUUCAAUAUAAGGAAAAUCCAUCUUAUAGCAAGGUGUGGGUUAUGACAGCCCAAGCUGAUUUUACAUUAUUAAGUACUCAAAGGGCCUGGGAUUUCGAAUUCUUCCAUGGAGCUAUUUGCUUCACAAUAAGCUCAAGUGAGCGUCUAGAGUUUCAGACAUUUCUUCAUGCUGUAAAACCACAAUGGAGUGACAGAGAUAGUUUUCUCAAGGAGUUUUGGGAGCAAGCCUUUGACUGUACAUUUCCUAAUCAGCAAGAGCAGAGGAAGCUUGAUGGCACAUGUACUGGGGAAGAGAAGCUGGAGUGUCUUCCUGAGCCUCUUUUUGAAAUGCAUAUGAGUGGCCACAGUUACAGUAUCUAUAACGCCGUCUAUGCCGUAGCACAUGCUUUGCAUGCUGUGCCUUCAUCUCGAUCGAAUUACCGAAGAGUGGUGAGUGAUCAAAGAGCUCAGCUGCAACAUCUCCAGCCUUGGCAGGUUCUUCCCAUUUCUGUAUGUAACGCCUACUGCCCCCCUGGUUCUCACAAGGCAAAGAAGGAAGGGGAGAAUUUUUGCUGCUACAGUUGUGUUCUGUGUCCGGAAGGGAUGGUUUCAAAUCAGAAAGACAUGAGCGCCUGCAUCAAAUGCCCAGGAGAGCUCUAUCCAAGUAAUGGCCAUAAUCAGUGCAUUCCUAAAGUUAUAACCUUUCUGUCUUAUGAAGAACCUUUAGGGAUUACUCUAUCUUCAGUAACUGUUUCCUUCUCCCUGGCCACAGCCUUGGUGCUAGGAACUUUUAUUAAGCAUAAAGAUACCCCCAUAGUCAAAGCCAACAACAAAAAUGUCUCCUACGCUCUCCUCAUCUCCCUCCUGCUCUGCUUCCUCUGUUCUUUCCUCUUCCUUGGAAGACCAAGCAAGAUGACCUGCUUCUUCCGACAAGCUGCUUUUGGCAUCAUCUUCACCGUGGCUGUUUCUUGUGUCUUGGUCAAAACCGUCACUGUGGUGGUUGCUUUCAUGGCGACCAAACCAGGAUCAUACAUGAGAAAGUGGCUGGGGAAGAGUCUGACCAUCUUCAUAGUCCUUUCCUGCUUUAUUAUCCAGACAUGCAUUUGUACAAUAUGGCUAGGAACCUCUCCCCCCUUCCCAGAUUUGAACAUACAGUCACUGGCUGAAGAGAUCAUAGUAGAAUGUAAUGAAGGAUCUGUUCUUAUGUUUUAUAUUGUUCUGGGCUAUUUGGGACUUCUGUCCCUCAUUAGCUUGUCUGUGGCUUUCCCAGCCAGGAAGCUGCCAGAAAGUUUCAAUGAAGCCAAGUUUAUCACCUUCAGCAUGCUGAUGUUUUGCAGUGUUUGGUUGUCAUUCGUUCCAACCUACCUGAGCACCAAAGGGAAAUACGUGGUAGCUGUGGAGAUCUUCUCUAUCUUGACCUCCAGUGCAGCAUUGCUUUUUUGUAUCUUUCUCCCUAAGUGCUACAUUAUUGUGCUGAGGCCUGAACUGAACAAGAGGAAUCAACUAAUAAAGAGAAACAAUUGA
Eublepharis macularius is the source of this 2184-nucleotide messenger RNA. RefSeq names its product vomeronasal type-2 receptor 116-like. Lineage: Eukaryota; Metazoa; Chordata; Lepidosauria; Squamata; Eublepharidae. Gene Ontology annotation, biological process: G protein-coupled receptor signaling pathway. The transcript has 4 exons. Gene Ontology annotation, molecular function: G protein-coupled receptor activity. The record is from RefSeq and is a predicted model, not a curated record. Gene Ontology annotation, cellular component: membrane. Bases 1 to 2184 code for a protein of 727 amino acids.